AAUGCACGAGAGAGAGGUGUGGGGAAAGGAAGAGCAGAGCAGCGAGACGUCCAGUUCGAUGAUUCUUCGCAUUGAAAGCAGAGCAGGGCAGACAUGUUCGCCUCUGAGGUGCAGCCAUCGAGCCAGCCAUCGAUCGGACAGCAGGUGUAGUCAGGCGAUCGGGCUGAUAGCGAGGACAGAUUAGGGAAGGCAGGGAGGGAGCGAGGGAGGCAGGAAUUUUGACCAUAGAAAAAUACCUUGGCGCAUGCAGGACGGAAGGAGAACGUGGACUUGAAGAGUAGUGGAUUAGGACGAGGAAUAAGUUGACCCAGGGGACGAACAGGGCAGGCAGAGGAUAUCGUAGAAGUUAAUUUCCAAUCAAUCGAUCUAAUGAGGCUCCGUGUUGGCCGUAUGCGAACUAGGGGCAAAAUUAAGGUGACGAUGUAGAAGGAGCAUGGGGAUUGGGACUGCAGGGGUUUGCCCGUGGAGCCGGGACUUGUUUCUGCGGAGAGAUAGGAGGAUUGAAGAUCUUGCGAACUUCAAUCUGGUGGGAUUUGUUUCGUCGAAAGUUCGUCAAGAUGUGGUUAUUCUAUACCGUCGCGCUGGCGAUUACUCUGAGCAUGGUUGGAGCUGUGCUCAGAUACUUUGCUGCCCCUAAUGUGCCUUGGCACGUCCUCAUCACCGUUGGCUAUGCCUGGUUUUGUACCGUUGUCAUCAUUGUCCUCGUCCCUGCUGAUAUUUGGGCGACUCUUCAGUCGCCAGGGAGGAUAAAUGAAUUGCUUGGAAUGAUGUGGAGCGGGUCGUACUGGAGUACGUUCUGCCUCACUUGGGUUCUGGUUCCUUUACUUCAAGGUUACGAGGAUGCGGGAGAUUUUACAAUAUCAAAAAGGCUGAAAACAUCCGUUCGAAGCAACCUUAUCUUAUAUUCUGCGGUGGGGGUGGUCGGGUUUUUUGGCGUGUGUAUCAUGAUAUACCUGAACAAGCUGCAAUGGUCUGGUGUUAUGGCAUUGGGCAUGGCAUGCUCAAACACCUUCGGAUUAGUGACUGGAGCUUUUCUUCUUGGUUUUGGUCUCGUCGAAAUACCACGUAGUCAGUGGAGGAAUGCGGAUUUGAUGUUUCGGCAGAAGCUUCUCACUCAUCGUAUUGCCAGAGUAGCCGUCAAGCUAGAUGAUGCCCAUCAAGAGCUGUCGACUGCUAUUGUGAUUGCGCAAGCCACAUCAAAUCAAAUGGCCAGACAAGAUCCAUUGAGGCCUUGCAUGGAUAUCAUAGAGCAAAUGUUGGAGCAAUUGGCGAGGGAAGAUCCACUCUUUAAACCUUCAGGCGGAAGGAUGGGGGAAAGUGACAUGGACUACGAUACUGAUGAGAAGACUAUGGCUGAUCUUAGACGGCGACUGAGGAAAGCAAAGGAGUCCUACUAUCGCUACAAGAGUGAUUAUGCAGGUUAUGUCUGGGAAGCUCUGGAACUGGAAGAGACUGCAAAGAAUAUUGAAAGAGGGAAAACCACAUCAGAAUGGCACUUUGUAACUACUGUUCGUCCAGCACGAACAGGAUCACUAGCUCAUCAUUUAGAUUCUUUAGAGUAUAUUUGGCGAUGUGUCUUGAGAGAACGCGUUAUGAGGACCUUCGCCGUUACACUAGGAAUCAUGUCAUUUGCUUUAAUAUUUGCUGAGGCCACGUUGCCUUACGGAUCCGAUCUGUCGCUUUUUUCUCACUUAAUCAAGUUCGCGGGCGAUCAAGAGAUUCUUGUACAGAUUCUUGCAUUCAUCCCUUUGAUGUACAUGUGCAUUUGCACGUACUUUUCACUCAUUAGACUCGGGAUGAUGACGAUAUACUAUCUGGCACCCAAACAUACGAGUUCGGUGAGCUUGCUUAUGAUCUGCUCCAUGGUUGCCCGUUACGCUGCACCUAUGUGCUACAAUUUCAUCAACCUUAUUCGACUGGAUGUUGGCAAUAAUCUCACUACUUUUGAGAGUAAAAUGGGAAGAAUGGCUGAUGUACCACUUAUUGGAGGAACGCAAUUUCAGAACUACUAUCCAAUCUUUAUGGUGAUCUACACUGCACUGUUGGCCAUCAAUGUCGUGGACCGUGGAAUUCGUGCUGUUGGAAGUUGGCGCAGAUUCCGCAGUGAUUAUGAGGAUGCAGAAGGAUUUGAUCCUUCAGGUCUCGUCAUUCUUCGGAAAGAGCGAACAUGGCUGGAACAAGGUGGAACAGUUGGAGAGAACGUUGUUCCACUUGCUAGAAACUUCGGUGGUGGAAUGGAAAUGGAUGUGGAGGCUGACGAACAUUUCAUCAAGAAAACGUUGGCCGAAACACCAGCACCUCACACCAGUGGAAGACUAAAGGAUGGUGGAUCAGGUGGAGUGGAUAAGCAUGUUGCUAAGGGAAGUUCCCCUCCAUUGAUCGAUUUGGGCGGGAAAGGCUCGAAUUUUAGGGACUCUGGAGGAAGAGCUGCCAAAGAACCCACUGCGUAUCACGCAAGUCGGGAUGCUAUUCUAGCUAAGUAUUCGAAUGUGAAGGAUUCAAAAAGUCGAACUCAAAGCCCAGGCCCAGCAAAUGACCAUCGAUCGCCACCCAGACCCCUUGCAGAGGACCUUCCUACGAAUCCGAGCGGGAAGGAGCAGUUUCAAGGAGCUCCAUCAUCUGGUGCAAAGUGGGACUCGAUGAAGUCAACCUUCCAGAAUUUCUCAACGAAACGUCUGGCUCCAUUCCGACAGGAGAAAGAGAUGGCUUCAAAUGUCCCGCCUUCUUCUUCCACAGACCAUCUUGAUACCAUUUUUCAAGGGCUUAGAUCCAAGCGAGAAUACAACGAAGCAGAUGACGAGAGCCUAGAUCUUAGAUUACUGGGUUGAGAAUUUAAUUCACAUCUAUUCAUUUAUCCAUAGGGAAGGGACAAGUGAGCUUCUUGGGCGAUUACUUCCGAACCUUGUCCUCACCUCAUGUGCAAAGACCUGCUUCCAAACGGGAUACAUACGACAUAUGCGAAAUAAUGGAGGUGGGACUCACUUAAGCGGCUCAUUUCGGCUAUGAAUCUGCCAUGGAUGAAGGUGGGCCUGCUGGAUAGUACCUUCUUACACAGGCUGUGUUUAUGGACGGGAUAUUCUCCCCACUUCGACACCUUGGAAGAUUCUUCCAUGAACAAAUCUCCUCUGGCGAGUGUACAUUAUUCUUCGGAGAUGUGGUAGUUAUGAAGAUGUAUUUUGGCUGUCGCCGUCGAAAAUGGAUGCGAUGCAAUGAGUAAGUAUGGUUGGUGGAAUGAACACCCACUGCUCUUCAGUGGACAAGAACAGUUGGGGAGGUAUGAUCAGUGACCUUUCCAUGGACUAUAGCAACCCUGUAUCUAAAGGAGUUAACAUUAGCAUCAAUUUUUAGAUUUACUGUGCUGAAGCAGACCAGAUGCUAAGUAUUAUUAGCGACUAAAAUCAGUUGAUUCGAGACCUUCUUAGGGUUUCGAAAAUAUCAACAUUUACUUGUAGACGAAAGGGCCUGGAAUCAAAGUGGUCUAGGCGAAUUCUUUUAUAUUUUCAGAAUUUUGACCUAGAUUGUGUUGUGGACAAGUUUUUCACAUUGAAUUUCUUGCCAAGCUCAAAGCGAAGAUCAAGAUGAUCCACUUUUACAAGAUUUGUUGCCCAAUCAAGGUUACACGACAAACAGACAAUUGUGUUGUGCAAAGUGAAUUUACGUGUUUGUCAUAUGGCUGGAAUCGAUCCGCCUUGGAUCAUUUCCUAUCGCUGUUUAAAAUAAAGGCGGGCAAAGCCCAGUACGGGCUUUUUCCAAGUUUUUCAAG
Messenger RNA from Marchantia polymorpha subsp. ruderalis, 3763 nucleotides. The record is from the annotation of a GenBank genome assembly. NCBI's taxonomy places the organism in Eukaryota, Viridiplantae, Streptophyta, Marchantiopsida, Marchantiales, Marchantiaceae.